Ceutorhynchus assimilis (cabbage seed weevil) is the source of this 1748-nucleotide messenger RNA. NCBI's taxonomy places the organism in Eukaryota, Metazoa, Arthropoda, Insecta, Coleoptera, Curculionidae. The record is from the annotation of a GenBank genome assembly.
AUGAAACUGUUCAUUGUUACAUUUCUGGCUUCAAUAGCCGCAAUCCAGGCUUCACCUUUAAAAGCGAGCUGCACGGUGGCCUCCUACUCUGCACUAGCUGCAGCUCUUAAAAGUUGCAGCGCAUUAGUAAUCAAAGAUUUAACCGUACCAGCUAAAACCACAUUGCAACUAAAUUUGAAGAAUGGAGCUUCUUUGACUUUCGCUGGUACUAUCCGUUGGAAUUAUACUGAAUGGCAAGGACCUCUAAUUGAAAUUAAAGGCAGCAAGGUUACAGUUAAUGGUGCUGUAGCCACUUUGGAUGGACAAGGUAAGAAUACUGGAUUUAGAUUAUCUAAGGGCCACAACACUGACGGUUUUGACGUAUCCAGCUCUACAGGCAUUACAGUCCAAAACAGUGUCGUCAAGAACCAAGACGAUUGCGUAGCCGUUAAUCAAGGAUCCAACUACAUCUUCCAGAAUUUGACUUGCUCUGGUGGUCACGGUUUAAGUUUGUCCGUCGGUCAAACUUCAGCAAGCGGUUCCGCUAAUAUCGUUAAAAACGUUACAUUCUCUGACUGUACCGUAACAAACUCAGAUAACGGCAUCCACGUAAAGUCUCACUCAGAUGCUGGUGCCGGUUCAGUAUCUGAUGUCACUUAUAAAAAUAUCAAAUUGUCCGGUAUAAGGAAAUACGGAAUUAGCGUACAAGAAGAUUAUGAGAAGGGCAAUUCCACUGGAACGCCAAAAGCUAAUAUUCCAAUCACCAAAUUGACCCUGAGCAAUGUUAAAGGUACUAUGUCUGGAGACGCACCUCUAAUUCUCAUCAUAAAAACUUCAACCAUGAAACUGUUCAUUGUUACACUUCUGGCUUCAAUAGCCGCCAUCCAGGCUUCACCUUUAAACGCGAGCUGCACAGUUACCUCCUACUCUGGAGUAGCUGCAGCUCUCAAAAGUUGCAGCGCAUUAGUAAUCAAAGAUUUAACCGUACCAGCUAAAGCCACGUUGGAACUAAAUUUGAAGAGUGGAGCUUCUUUGACGUUCGCUGGUACUAUCCGUUGGGAUUAUGCUCAAUGGCAAGGACCUCUUAUUGAAAUUAAAGGCAACAAGGUUACAGUUAAUGGUGCUGGAGCCACUUUGGAUGGACAAGGUAUGAAUACUGGAUUUAGAUUAUCUAAGGGCCACAACACUGACGGUUUUGACGUAUCCAGCUCUACAGGCAUUACAGUCCAAAACAGUGUCGUCAAGAACCAAGACGAUUGCGUAGCCGUUAAUCAAGGAUCCAACUACAUCUUCCAGAAUUUGACUUGCUCUGGUGGUCACGGUUUAAGUUUGUCCGUCGGUCAAACUUCAGCAAGCGGUUCCGCUAAUAUCGUUAAAAACGUUACAUUCUCUGACUGUACCGUAACAAACUCAGAUAACGGCAUCCACGUAAAGACUCACUCAGAUGCUGGUGCCGGUUCAGUAUCUGAUGUCACUUAUAAAAAUAUCAAAUUGUCCGGUAUAAGGAAAUACGGAAUUAGCGUACAAGAAGAUUAUGAGAAGGGCAAUUCCACUGGAACGCCAAAAGCUAAUAUUCCAAUCACCAAAUUGACCCUGAGCAAUGUUAAAGGUACUAUGUCUGGAGGUAUGGGUGUUUAUAUACUCUGUGCGAGUGGAGGAUGCAGUAACUGGCCUUGGUCCGGUGUUUCCAUUACCAGCGGCAAAAAGAGCAACUAUUGUACCUUUACACCUUCCGGAUUUUCUUGUUAGAUGAAUAAAAUAUAAAAAAA